This is a messenger RNA of Antechinus flavipes (yellow-footed antechinus), 3591 nucleotides long. RefSeq lists its product as uncharacterized. Lineage: Eukaryota; Metazoa; Chordata; Mammalia; Dasyuromorphia; Dasyuridae. The record is from RefSeq and is a predicted model, not a curated record. The transcript is spliced from 2 exons. The coding region runs from base 181 to 966 and encodes 261 amino acids.
CAGGCCAUUCCCACGCCCUCCCCCUCGCCUCGCGCCUCUGCCCCCCACGGGGGAGGGGGAGGGAAGUGGGAAGGGGGGAAGGGAGGAUAGAGGUGGGGGAAGGGAGGAUAGAGGUGGGGGAAGGGAGGUAAGGGACUGGGACAUGGUGCAAAAGGCGACUUGGGUAGGGGAAGGUUAGUGAUGUCCCCGUCAACCGCCCCCGCAUCUUCCAACUUCAGCUUUCCGGGGAGGGCGGGUGGGGCGUGCAUGCUGGCCAGCUCCUCUCUGUCCCGGAGAGUGCAGUUUCCCUUAGCUUCCCCCCUCAUUCCGCUCGCUCGCUUCCUCCUCCGGAGCAGCUCCUCCUCCGGUUGCAUGCAGCAUGCAGGCCUCCCCUCCGCAGCCGCAUGCCCCGUGAAUAGCUCUCCGAUGCGCUCUUUUAGUUCCACUACAUGCCUACAGCUGGCUCCCCGCCCCCCGCCACCGCGCGGCUUCCCUGCUGUUGCAUGUACCGUGUCCAGGUUGGUCCGAAGCCCUCCCCGCCCCGGAUGGUGCUGCCUGCAAAAGCUCUAUCCCCACCCCCGCCCCAGUGGAAGCCCCCCGAUCUGGGUUUGCCGGCUCCAUGCGGCUGCCCAGGCCGGCGCUUCCCAAGCUGGCCAGCUUGGGUGGCUGGGAGGAGAAGGCGGUGGUGGCAGAAGAAAGGAGGGGGGCCCCGCGCCGCGUUGGACGGGGCUGGGCGUUGUGCCCUUCUCUGCUACGCCGUGGGGAGGCAGUGUUUCCGCCCUCGCCGCUCGGUCUCGGGGCUGCUCGCCGCCCGCGCCGGGCCCCCAGCCCCUCCCUGCCCAGCCCUGCUGUCUUCUACUCAGUCCCAGGUUCCCCUGGCGCUGCUGUGGGACUGCUAGGUCACAGUCUCCCAACACUCCUGACACUAACCCCACUCGGCCACGGACGGCCCUGAGCCUGUCUUCCUCUGAGCUCCUUGUUUACUAAGGAAGUCCUCUUUUCAUACCUACCCACCCCCCUUCCGGCAUAUUCUGGCAAAAUACUGCACUCCUUGCAGAACAGCAUCGUGCUGAGUCCUAUAAGGAAAAUCUACUCUUUUAUUUUGGUCACUAGUGAUACAGAAUCAAUAUUAAAACAGUUAAUGAACAUGAAAAAUAAUAGAAGAAUCUUAAUAUGCCAGAACUAUUAUGACCACAGUUGAUGCCAAAUUACAUUAUUUGACAGGGAUGUCAUUGGCAUUGUACAGUAUUAUACAACCAAUGAUGCAUAAUAGUACUGUUGUCUAUAUACGUGUAAGGUCCCAAAUCUGAGUUUAUCUGGAGAUAAUCCUUUACUUAAACAGAUUCUUGUUUGACAAACCUGCUAACCUUGUGGGUAAACUGGGAAGGAGAAACUUCAUGUAUAAUAAAUAUGGCCAUUUCUAGGCUUUUUUUUCCUCCAAAAGAAAAAAAAAAAAGCAAAUUGCAAUACUUUUCUUGGGUAUUCUGGUCUGUGUCGUUUUUUUGCAUGGUGAGUGAUGAGUGUUUGAAGAAAAAUAGAAGAGACUUUUUUAAUGGACAUGAAACUAAUAUGACCCUGAAAGUAUGUGUGAAAUGAGUUCUUACUGAGCGUGUUAGGAGAUUUGAUGAACUUAAGCAAUAUUUCUGCUUUAUGAAGAACUGAAUUCAUUUAGGAAAGUGGGUGAGCAAACCAACCAAUCGUAGGUGUGCUCAAGUGGGAACUUGUACAUGUAACUUAUAUGUGGGUGUAGAGUAUCUGUAGAAAUGAGAAGUUCAUCUAUGUAUUUCUCUUUGGUUGCUAAAGAUGUGGGGGAGUACAUAUCUCUGUGGGUGAAGUUGAUAUUUUAAAAUAGUUUUAAAAGGAACAAAAUAUUGGUUGAUGAUAAAACUGUGUUGUGUGAAGGGAUCUAUAUGCUUUAGUUGCAGUGUUAUUUAGCUGGCUAGUAAAAUUUAACUAUACAUGUAAUUGGUAGUCCCUGUUAAUUUAAAAACUAAGAAAUUAAUUUGGAUGAAACUUAAUAUAUUAACAUUGAAGUAGCCAUUAAAAUUGAAGAGGUUUCUGAUAAAUUUGUGAGUUCUGAAUAUGAUAUGGGUUUAACUGUUAAAUUAUGUUUUGAAGCUAUUUGCUUUCACUUCACAUUCACAUUUAAAAAUAUAUUCCACUUGUAGCCUUCUUUAACAAAAUUGUUUAAACUAAACUGUCUUGAACUCUUUACUUUCCCAAACACCUAAUUUAACAAUCAAGGUUUAAUUUAUGAAGUUAAGCACUAUAAUUUAAAGAAUGUUGUUCAACUCUGCAUUUAAAAAAUAGACCUAGUUUGCCAGCUGCAUUAAUGUAGACUUGACUAUUUUGUGUGGAAAACAUUUUUUCAUUGAUAAAGUAUAUAUUUUUUUCAUUACUUUCCUUUGAAGAAAGAUGAAUUUUAAAUACUAAACAAUAGCUUGCUCGUUUUUUAAAAAAGUAUAAUGAUCAUAGUUGAGGGGGAAAUAUUAAACUGAUUAUUGAAAAGCCCCCCCAAAUAGAUAUCAUCUUUUGGCUUUCAGAGCUUAAUGUAUAUAUGUUUUAUAGUAUUUUUCUGGUAAGGAUAAGUUCUGCAUUGCCUAUUCGUGUCACCAUACUAGUAUAUUUUUUGGAUGUCUCGGUGUCAGAUCUUCUAUACCAUAUUGAAAGUUCCUAUACUAGUCUUUGAACUAGUAAGAACUGGGUAAGUGCCAUGAAAUUGUUUUAUUGUCACAAUUCUCAUACUUCUACUUCUUUUAGCAAGCUGACUCUUGAAAUGACCAAAAGUUUUAAAUCUAUGAAAAUAAUAUACAACAUAGGGUGUUAGUCAUGCCAGUCAUCUUUUGAAAAGAGAAUCUGAAAGAGGUGACAUAGAUAAGUGGAAUAAAAGCUUUCAUAAGUUAUCUUAGGAAGAAGACUUGGAAAAAAUGUUUGGAGUGUGUGUGUAGACACAUAUACACACAUAUACAUACACACACAUGCACACAUUUAUAUUUUAGAGUACUUUUAUUAAGUGUGUUCAUUUACUCCCAAAAAGCUUUUUGACAAGCUUUCCUUUUUACAAGCAAGGUUCCUCAGAUGGACUUUCAGAAUAAAAGACAGUUUUCCAUGAACAUUUCUCUAUUUUUGUAUGACAUUUUAUCCAAAGAGAAAUGACUGGUAUUUCCAUAAUAAAUGGAAAAGUCAAGCUUUUAAUUUUAAGUGUACCAGUAUAACAUUAAAGUUGGAACAGUAUUUGUAUUUACCUUGUUUUUGUAUAUAGGCUCUUCUGUAAAAUGUAGUUCAUAGUUUUUGUGAUUUCAAUUCAGGUACUUUUUGUAAUUUCUUUUUUAGGCAUAGAAUAAAAUCUGUUGUGUUUGGAUUUAUCACACAGUAAAGAUACUUUGGACCUCAUAUUGAAGAUACGGAAAGCUAUUUAGCUUCUCUCACAGAAUUGUUUGAAAAUGGAGUCCAUCUUCUGGAGAUUCUGGCACAGGCUGGGUCACAUGCAGCAACUGGAAGAUAUGCUCAUGCACAUGUGAACACUUCCUUCCACUCUAUACAGACAUUGUAUUAGCUUAUUGUUUUGUUUAAAAUUUGAAAUGUUAAUAAACAACAUAUUAUGUAUGAGUA